Messenger RNA from Candoia aspera, 5447 nucleotides. RefSeq names its product transmembrane protein 132C-like. Lineage: Eukaryota; Metazoa; Chordata; Lepidosauria; Squamata; Candoiidae. The transcript has 8 exons. The record is from RefSeq and is a predicted model, not a curated record. The coding region runs from base 1 to 3240 and encodes 1079 amino acids.
AUGGGGCGUGUAGCCCUGGACAGUGUCCAGAAAUUUUCAUCUUUACCAGCAUAUCUACCUGUAAAGUAUCAGAUUUCUGGUACCGAGUCCUCAUUUUCCCUUAGAGAAGCCAACCAGGAGUUCAUGAAAAACUCAAGUUUGCAGUCUCGUAUGGAAACCUUCUUUACCUACAAAACUAAGAAGAUGCCCAUCAUCAGUGUUAGCUAUGGGCCAUUCUUGGUGGAGCACCACGUGCCCCAGGAUCUGCUAUUGACUUCCAAUGUUUUUGGGUCCACCAACAAGUUUACAUUCAACUGGAAGCUGAAAGCUUACAUCAUGAGUGAAAAAAUCUACUUGACCAGGCCCAAAGUCCAAGUCCUCUUCUACAUCGUGGGAAGAGAUUGGGAUGACCACAGCAUGUCGGAACAGCUACCUUGCAUGCAAGCUUUUGCCUUUUGGGAAACUCUGGGAGUUCGGGGUAGCUGCAGACUGAAGGGACAGCUGGGAUUGUGCGUGGCUAACCUAGAUCUUCAGCCAACUUGGUUUAACCCACCGACGGUUGUCAGUGGCCGUAAGAAAGCAGCUGAUCGGUCUGAUGGGAUCUCGGUCGAGCUUUAUUACACUAUCCAGCCUGGGGAUGAAAAUGGGGAGUGCGGCACUGAAGACGCAUGGAAAGGAAAUGCUAUCCGUCCAGGAAAAGAAGGGGCAGGGGAAACAAUGUCCCACCUACAGCGCAUUGGGUCUGUCAGUCUCCACCAGGCACCAGAGAGUUCUCAGCUGACUGAGUUGUGGUUGGACAGCAACAUUGUCAUCCAGCUGCCAUUGAAGCCUAUCAAACAGGGGGAAGUUGUGAGUGCUUCCGUGACAGUUACCAACAACAUCACAGUAGAUCAAUUUAUUCUCAGGGCAAAAGUGAAAAAAGGCGUAAAUAUCCUGAGUGCCAAAGUCACUGAUCCGCGGCAGUGGGACGUGAUGCAGGAGGUCAGUAACGGUGGGAAGCAUUCAACUAUUACCGUGAUGUGUCAAAGAAUCACACCAAAUUCACGGAGCAGAAGCAAUAAUAAUAAUAAUAAUCUGCUCAGUGAAGUUGUGCGACUGAGCUUUGAAAUUGCCAGCUUCAGCAGCCUUUCAGGAACACAGCCAAUAUCCUGGCAAGUGGAGUAUCCUCAAAAGAAAAUGACAGAGAUGGCCCUGUCUGAGAUUUUCAUUUGCCAAAAGGAUCUAGUGGGGAUCAUUCCAUUAGCAAUGGACACAGCCAUCCUGAACACAGCCAUCCUCACUGGGAAGACAGUGGCUGUCCCCAUCAAGGUGAUUUCUGUGGAAGGAAACAGUGUGGUGACAGACAUCUCAGAACAGGUGGAAUGCAAGUCUUCUGCGGAGGAUGUGAUUAAAGUGUCUGACAGAUGUGACUAUGUUUUUGUCAAUGGCAAAGAGAUGAAAGGCAAGGUGAAUGCUUUGGUGAACUUCACGUACCAAUAUCUCAGCGCCCCCUUGCGGGUUACCGUUUGGGUCCCACGCCUGCCUCUUCAGAUUGAUGUUUCGGACACUGAGCUGAGUCAGAUCAAAGGUUGGAGAGUCCCCAUCAUCUCCAACCAGAGACCUACGCGGGACAGUGAUGAUGAGGAUGAAGAUGAGCGGAAGGGAAGAGGCUGCACCCUCCAGUAUCAGCAUGCCAUGGUGCGGGUCCUCACCCAAUUUGUGGCUGAAGAUGCCAGCCCAUCAGGGCAACUCUCCUAUUUGUUGGGCUCCGAUUGGCAGGUUGACAUAACAGAUUUGGUGACAGACUUCAUGAAACUCGAGAAACCUCAUGUGGCCCAGUUACAAGGAGGCAAGGUUCUGGUUGGGCAGGAAGUUGGCAUGACAAUGGUCCAGGUCCUGUCUCCACUAUCUGACUCCAUCUUGGCUGAGAAGACCGUGAUGGUGUUGGACGACAAGGUGACCAUCACAGAUAUGGGAGUCCAGCUAGUAGCUGGAUUGUCACUCAUUCUUCAGUCCAGUACAGCAAGCCAUCAAGCUUUUGUGGCUACCACUGUUGCCCAAGAUUUGCUCCAUACUCACAAACAGGAAGCCAUGGUGAGCUCCUGGAUCCAGUUCAGUGAUGGUGCUGUGACCCCACUGGACAUUUAUGACCCCAGAGACUUCUCUCUCUCAGCCUCCUCACUUGAUGAAUCAGUUGUCUCUGCCCAUCAGAGCUCUGCUGUCAAAUGGCCAGUGGUGGCAGCAGAAGGGGAAGGUGAGGGCAUGCUGGUGAAAGUAGACAUGAUGAUCUCCGAAUCUUGCCAGAAGUCCAAGAGGAAGAGUAUCCUAGCAGUUGGCAAUGGAAGCAUCAAAGUGAAGUUUGGCCAGAAUGAUGCCAACCCCCGUGGCCUUGGUGAUUACAGUGCCGAGGAUAUUGAAAACCAUGCCAGUGACCGGAGGCAGAAGGCGUUUGACCAAGAUCAGCAUGGCCAGGAAGGACAAUAUUAUAGAAGCUCUUCUGCCGAACGAGAAGAAGGCCCUGGAAGGAAGACUGAUACCACAGCUAAGUCUACAAUCAGAAGCAAAGUCUUAAAAAGUAUCCCCGAAGGAGAUAAACUUUCAGAUGAAGGCCUGCUCCAAAACAUCCCGAUUGACUUCACCAACUUCCCUGCUCAGAUUGAUCUUCCCCAAAGCAAUAAUGGCAUGGAGGACAGUGACCUGGUUCAGACGCCUAGAGGUCUCAGUGACUUGGAGACUGGGAUGUAUGCUCUGUUAGGAGUCUUCUGCCUUGCCAUUCUUGUCUUCCUAAUCAAUUGUGCCACUUUCACAUUGAAGUACCGUCACAAGCAACUUCCCAUGGAAGGGCAGACCCCCAUGAGCCAUUCUCAUGAUUGGGUGUGGCUUGGAAAUGAAAUGGAGCUGCUUGACAACCAAGCAGACAUCUCACCUCCACCAGAUGAGUGCACCACAGACAUAGACCAAGGGAUAGGCUUUGACGCAGGCAAUAGUCUCCUUGACGGCACACCAAAAAACUUCCCAAGCCAAACCUGUCAGAAAGCUGACUUGGGGGACAAACAAAAGAGGGAACUGAAGGAUCCACUCUCUUUGCAUUCACCUGCCUCUAAGCGGAAGCGGGUCAAGUUUAUGACGUUCACCACCAUCCCUCCAGAUGACGCUUGUCCAACCAUCAAUUCCAUCCUCAAUUGCAAUGAAGACGACAUUAAAUGGGUUUGCCAAGAAAGGGACCGGGAAGAAUCAAAAGAGAUCAGAAACUACAUGGAGAAACUGAAAGACAAAGUGUAGCAUCGCUUCUGGGUUUUAAGGGUAAACAGCCACACCUUGAUGCCUUCCCAUGCAUUGAAACAUGUGAAUAAACAAACAUGCAUGAGCUGGAGUGGAAACUGAAUAGAUGAAAUACAGGACCAAGUUUCAUAAUCCGGGAGAGGCAUUCUUCGCUAAGCCCAGCUAGGUGGCAGUAUCUAAUCAAGCUGGACCGAUUGCAGAAAACUAAUCAGAGUUUGACCUGGUUAGUACUUGGAGGGGACAUCACCAGGAUGUUCUGGGGCUGUAGGCUAACCAGGGAAGUAAAAAUAAAUCCAGAAAGAGACAACGGCAAGCUAUUUCGGUGCUGUUGCCAGUGAAAUUACGUGGAUGUUUUCAUAAAAGGCCAUUCCAUUUUUAUUAUUUGCUAAAGCUGCCCAUAGUAAGGGAUGCUACUCACAUGUUUCUAGGGUCAAAUAGAAGUUCCCAAGGAAUGGUGGGCGCAUUGGUGGGGCGAGCUGACAUUAUGAAUCAGAAGGUGAGGUUUUCAGAGAUCGUUACGUGCAAGGUAAUCAAAAGUAUUCUUUUUGGAAAGAAAACAAGGGGGUGGGGGGACAAACUCUUUUAUAUUUCUUGUAAAGGUUUGGAGAGCCUUGAGAGGGAGAUCUAAGGAGACACUGACCUUGAGAGAGUAAUCAUGGUUGACUUACCAUUCCUUGAGCUGGAGAGAGACUGGGAUGAUGGAAUGAGAUCAGGAUCAUUUUUGCAUUUUUCUUUUUAAGGGCCACAUACUGAACUUUGUCACUUCCCCCCACCCCCCUUUCUUUCCAUAACAUAGCCUUCCUGCAAGUCAGAUGGGACUUUUUAAAUAAUUAUUUUACAGGUAUUCCAAUCCAAGAGCUUCCCUCUGGACCCAAAAUAACAUUUUCAACUUAAAGGGUCUUGCCACCUGGAGCAAGGAAAUUCUAUCUAGGCACAGGUGGAGCCGUGUUCACAAGAUCCUGUUGCUUCCAUCUGAAUGACAAAAGCAAUAUCUCAGCACUGCACCAUAGGCUCCAUCCCCUUUGGGUCACGUGUGUGACGUCACCGUGCCCAUAGGAAAGGGGUGGGGCUUGUGUCAGGACAGCCCAACCUUGCUUUCAUCGGCCUAACCGCCAGUGGGUAGAUAGAACAGCGAACCCUGAUUGGCUAGCCUUAUAGCCAGUCAGCACCACUUGACACUGAGCAUUGUCCAAUCCACAUCGAUGCCUAACUCUGAAGUUUUUUCACUCCCUCAAAGGUGAACCAAUGGGUUGUUUGAGUGAAUGGAGCUGUUCUGGAAACUGGGAGGAAUUUCCUGCUUAGGAGACCAACAAGCUUGAAAUUAGUUCAUUCUAAGUAGAGCAGAAACCAUGAUAUUCCAGCUUUUAAUUCUGGUCAUCCUUCACUUGAAACAAAAGUCAGUCAUAUUUCAGUGGACUGGCUGGCUGGAUUCAUAUAACCCACUGAACCAGAUCCGGUAAAAUCUGUGGGACUGCGUUUACAUUUGUUCAACUUGGUUGGCGUUAACCUUUGUUAGCUCUCUCUUUGUGUAGUCUAGCCUAUUCACCUAGCCACCACUGGGUUAAUUUAUGGCUGGAAGUGUUGUAUGAGCUCAGAAAAAUUGGUUAAUUCAAGAACCAGGUUAAACUUGUGUGAAUGAAGCCUUCACUGCUCCCUUCUGAAAGCUUUCCAGGCUGCCUGCUAAGUAGAAACAUACUCUGUCAAUCAUCAUUUCAGAUACUUGAAUGCCUCAUUGCAUUUUAUUUGUGCUCAGUUUGGAUUUCCCCCCCCCACUCCCCGCAACUUGUCUGUUUUACUUCUUUUCUUUGGGAUGACCUGGAUGGGUCCUGACACCUCAUAAUGUAGACCAACUUUUUAACAAGACUUGCCUAGUAUUCACUGUAAACUGAAUGAAUGUAAUAUUUAUUUCUAUGUGUCCACAGCUGUAAUUAAAAUGUUUCCAUGGCUUGGUUAAGUAAAUUUGAUUGGAAGAGGUUCAUUCGGGUCAAAUCAAACCCAUGUUCUUUUCCCAGGAAAAACACUGUUUGUUCCUAAGUUCUGGUUAAGGUCAUAUUAAAAAUACUGACUGGGUCAUCAGCAGUUACACGCUGCUGAUGCUCAGGAAUGAGUUAACUGAGAAUCCCAUGGUUGUUAAACAGAUCAUGUGGUUGUUAAGUGAAUCCAGCUUCCCCCAUUGACUUUGCUUAUUGGAAGCCAGCUGGGAAGGU